Molecule: messenger RNA, 2129 nt
Organism: Asparagus officinalis (garden asparagus)
Lineage: Eukaryota; Viridiplantae; Streptophyta; Magnoliopsida; Asparagales; Asparagaceae
Product: putative tRNA pseudouridine synthase Pus10
Exons: 15
Coding region: 136-1755 (539 amino acids)
Biological process (GO): tRNA pseudouridine synthesis
Molecular function (GO): RNA binding; pseudouridine synthase activity
Source: RefSeq, a predicted model, not a curated record
UUAUUGUGAAAUUCACGGUGGUGAUUCCCUCCGGCAGAAGCACUCUCCUCACGAACGCCUCGAAAAAGUUCCCACCUUUUUUUUUUACCUCCCUACUGAGAGCCAAAAAUAUUCAUCUAAAACCCUAAACAAAAGAUGACGUCGGAGAUCAUCGACAGAGAGGCAAGAAACAUCUUCAAUCUCGCUGCCAUCAGCCUCCCUCCUCCUCACGCCGUCAACGAUCUCUUAUCCAUUGGAGUAUGUGUUCGAUGCAUCUUUCGAUCGUUCGGAGCUCACGGUUCCGUUUAUUCCUGCUCUUCGCUCACGGCUCCGAUGCUUCUGUCUUUCCUUCGGGAGGAGAAGGGUUUUCACAGCGAUUCUUCAGAAAAUGGGAUUGAUUUCGAUAACGACGAUUCAUACUGUUGCGUUUGUUUAGGAAUAUUGCAGCUCGCUAGUGACAGUGACAGAGAAAUGGGGAAAUGUGAAGAGAAGGCAUCUGUAGGGGGCUUUGUUGAGAGGGUUGGUGAAGUUAUAAGAAGAGAGAAUCAUCAGAUCGAUGGGUUUUCUCUUGAAAUUUCGAUACCCCCUGUUAUAGCCGCGAAUGAGCGUGCUCUGCGGUUGUAUUUGAAGAAGAAAUAUGACUGUGAAGAGUGGUUCAAGGAUAAGUUUCCUUCAGAACAAAUUACUGUAAAGGAUGCCCUGAGGCUUUUAAUAACCAGCGCACUUGAAAAACACUUGGAUGCUAAAUCUGGAGCCAAUGAGUUUCGUAUUCGCUUUAUGUAUACUCAUUCUGAGUCAUCUGCAAAGCUUCAAUGUUUAUUGGCAAAUGGACAUGGUUGCAAGAGAAGAAAAAUUGAAGCCACUGUAGGUAUUGUUGUUGAUUUGAAUGGCAGAACUAGAAAAGAUUCAAAUGCGGUCUGCAGUGAGUCUGAUGCAGCUAUUCUUAGAGCACUUAGUAGUUUGCAAGAUCACAUGUUUAUUGAGCAGUUUAUGUUGCCACCACAAAAGGUAUCCAAACCAUGUCAAUUGACAACUACUUGCCAUAGAAUGCCUAUAUACAUUGGCGGUAGAUAUUUGAAGCUCUCUAGGAAGGUCAGCCAGUCACGGUGGAUAAUUGAUGAUGAAAGAAUGGGAGAAGCAUCGGUUGAGGAGAUAAUCGGGGACAAUGCACUUGCAAUUUGUAAAGGUGACAGUUACAAGUUUCAUGCUGCUGGAAGAGAAGACAUUGACGUUAGGAUGUUGGGAUCUGGUCGGCCAUUUCUUGUUGAAGUGUUAAAUGCUCGUUGCAUGCCAUCAACGGUUGAUGUUCAACAAGUUGCAGACACAAUAAACAACUCCCCAGAAAGAUAUGUUACAGUGCGAAAUCUUAAAGUGCUUGGCAGUGAAAUAUGGACUCUGAUGCGUGAAGGAGAGGCAGAGAAACAGAAACAGUAUUCUGCCCUUGUGUGGACUUCUCGCCCACUGACAGAGGAGGAUCUUGAUCAUAUAUCUUCUAUUGAAAAUAUGGAAAUCUUGCAAAGGACCCCUAUCAGAGUACUUCAUCGUCGUAGUCCAUUGGAGCGUAAGCGAAUCAUACAUUGGAUGAGGGUUGAGAAGAUUGCUGGAAGCUGCCAGUACUUUCUGCUGCAUCUUUGUGCUCAGGCUGGGACAUACAUCAAGGAAUUUGUUCAUGGAGAUCUUGGACGCACUCAUCCAAGCAUAGGUUUCAUAUUAGGAUGCAGAGCUGAGAUUCUGCAGCUUGAUGUCACCGAUGUGAAGAUGGACUUCUUUGACUGAGCCGCAGAACAAUUGGAUGUAUAUCACCCUCAGCAGAACGAUAGCUACAGCAAAGAUACACCUUCAGAAGCAAAUCCGCUAACUUCACUGUUGGUCAGCUGACGGGGUUUAGCCCAGCGUAUUAGUAGACCGAACGUCUGUGGAGAAGAGAUGGAUGGUGCCAGUUCGUCGCAGUUUAUAACUAGUUUAAUUCUGAUUGGUCGGCAAAUACUCUGUUUUUGCAGCCCUUUGUUUUGAUCCAUAUAUAUGACGUCUAUGUAACAUUAACCAAUUCUCACGUUUAAUAUCUCCAUAGCUGUUCGUUCAGUAUGUUACUACUAGUUUAAUUAAAACUGAUGUGAGAUGGUGUAGUGCACAAGUCAUUUACUGUCGUA